Vollenhovia emeryi is the source of this 2034-nucleotide messenger RNA. Its product is annotated as probable cytochrome P450 12a5, mitochondrial. NCBI's taxonomy places the organism in Eukaryota, Metazoa, Arthropoda, Insecta, Hymenoptera, Formicidae. The record is from RefSeq and is a predicted model, not a curated record. The transcript is spliced from 11 exons. Bases 77 to 1804 code for a protein of 575 amino acids. Gene Ontology annotation, molecular function: oxidoreductase activity, acting on paired donors, with incorporation or reduction of molecular oxygen; monooxygenase activity; iron ion binding.
CGAUAUGCUUCCAUGGCAACGAUCUUGUUGUUUCCUUUCUCAUCAGUGUAAACUUACGUAACUCAAUCGCCAUUAUAUGGUGAUAUUUGGCGAUCGUUUUAGACUUACUAAACUAUAUUUAUUAGCAGCCGCCUCUAUGGAGCAAUCGCAUGCAAUUCCGAUGGUGAACACCGAUAGUGACGCAACUGUAACAUCAACGAAAACGUUGCCGUUAUUGGAAACGGCGAAUUCUGAGACUGUUACGGAGAGCUUUAAAAUUCCUACAUUCAAAAUUGUAUCACGUGUUCGUAUAGAAAAAGCGCCAUUACCAUUUGAGGAGAUUCCUGGCCCGAUGAUCCUGAAACUAUGGGAAAAAUAUUGGAGAUACGUGCCACUCCUGGGUACGCAACUGUUUUGCAGUCUGCUAAUAAGCAGACUUACCCAGGGACGAUUAUCCUGGAAUCGCAAUGUCACACCAAUUAAGUACUUGUUUGACGAAUAUGGAUGCAUCGUGCGGAUUAACGGGCCACUUGUAAAUGAUAUAAUUAUGAUUCACAGGCCUGAACACAUAGCCGAGGUUUUCAAUCGGGAAAGCGAGUCACCUAUUCGCAGCGGCAUUGACAUCCUUCAACAUUACCGUCUUAAUCAUCACAAGUAUCGUUCUGCCGGAGCAUUUUCUCUACAAGAUUUGGAAUGGUUGGAAGUGAAGAAAAAAGUUGAUCAACCGUUGCACGAAACUAUUUCCGAUCAUAUUGAGAAAUUGGAUUCAGUGUGUAACGAAUUAAUUACUAGAAUUCGUGAUAUACGUAACCGUCAAGAUGAGGUACCAGCAAAUUUUCAUCGAGACCUCACUUCGUGGGGCAUGGAAUCUUUCUACAUGACAAUGUUCAAUAAACACUUUGGUUUUCUUGAUUCUACCUCAAAAUUGGCUCCUGAGGCCACAAGAAUUAUUAAUGCGUUAAUCACGGCUCACACAUAUAUGAGUCGCUGCGAAACUGGAUUUCAGGUGUGGAGAUUCUUCGAAACUCCAUUCGUCAAAAAGCUUUACGCAGCCUGCGACAUUCUCGACGAAGUUAUUGGAAAAUAUAUUCGCCAAACUCAGAAUAAGCUGGAAACUUCAUCACUGUCAAAACAAGAAAAAUCUAUAAAUGAAGAGAGAAAUUUACCAUUACUCGAAAAAAUGAUGCUUCAGCGUAUCCAUCCAAAUGACAUUUCUAUCCUCUUGAUGGACAUGAUAAUUCUAGGCGUUCAAGCUGUCGUUAAUUCCGAAGCGUUCCUACUUUAUUUCCUAGCAAAAAAUCCGAGAAUACAAAGGCGGUUGUAUAAUGAAAUAACCUCUGUUCUACCUAACACAGAAUGCGUUCCGACAAAAGAAAGUUUGGAAAAUAUGCCGUAUUUAAAAGCAUGCAUAAAGGAAAGUCUUAGGUUGCGACCAGCAUUUCCUUAUUUAACAAGAUUAUUGUCGUCGACAAUUUCGUUACAUGGAUACACGAUACCAAAGGGAACUUUUGUCAUAAUGGCAAGUCAAAUAACGUCGCAGCGCGAGGAACAUUUUGAAGAUCCUGAGAAGUAUCAACCAGAAAGAUGGUUGAAUCAAGAUGAAUAUAUACAUAAUGAUUAUCAAGAAUAUUCCUGUCUACCUUUUGGCUAUGGCGUACGAUCCUGUCUGGGAAGAAAUAUGGCUGAAACAGAAAUGAUGUUACUCACUGCAAAACUGGUACGAGAAUUCGCGAUUGAGUAUGAUUAUGCUGAGAUCCAAAGUCGAUUUCUCAUGGUAAACGUACCAAAUAGACCAUUACGUUUUCGUUUUGUAGACAGAAAUUAAAAAAUAUAUAUACGUGGAAUUCAAAUAAUUAAAAGAAUCUGAAGAACAAGACAAUUAUUUAGAUGUAGAGUUAUAUCUAUAUUACGAUUAUAUUGUAAGAAUUGUUAUAUCGUAAAGAUUACCUUUCUGUACAGAAAGAAACACUGUAUAAAAGAGGGAAAGCUAAUGUAUUAAACAUAUACUUUUUCUCAUGCCAAAUUACAUAUUAUUUUAUUAACAGGAUAACUUAG